GUACAACACCCUGAGCAUCAUCCCAGCUGCUCUAGGGAAGCCAGUCCGGGAUGUUGCUGCCAAGGCAAAGGCCAUUGGCAUCCACGGGAACUUUUCUGGUGACCUGCUGCAAAGUGGAGGGAUGUUAAUUGUCAGCAAAGGUGGUGACAAGGUACUGCUGCAUUUUGUGCAGAGCUCUCCCGGGGACUACGUUCCCCUGGAAACCGUCCUCCAGAAGUUGGGCAUCUCUUCGGGUGCUCGCUCUAGUGAGAAGCCUCAGUGCAAUGAGGAAGUGUGCAUGAGAUGACGGGUCCAACUCCCAGAAGCAUCCUCCCCUGCCCGAUUCCUGUAGACGUUCUCCUCCUCCUCGAUCAGAGCCUGGAAUGGAGCCAAGACCUGCCCGGGAGCCAUACGUGACCCGUGAAUACUAUUCAUUAAAACUGGGUUAUCGAAUGACGUCUCGGAA
Messenger RNA from Gracilinanus agilis (Agile Gracile Mouse Opossum), 445 nucleotides. RefSeq names its product prostamide/prostaglandin F synthase-like. The annotation marks the transcript as partial. NCBI's taxonomy places the organism in Eukaryota, Metazoa, Chordata, Mammalia, Didelphimorphia, Didelphidae. The transcript has 4 exons. The record is from RefSeq and is a predicted model, not a curated record.